Messenger RNA from Fomitiporia mediterranea MF3/22, 420 nucleotides. RefSeq lists its product as uncharacterized. The record is from RefSeq and is a predicted model, not a curated record. Gene Ontology annotation, biological process: reciprocal meiotic recombination. NCBI's taxonomy places the organism in Eukaryota, Fungi, Basidiomycota, Agaricomycetes, Hymenochaetales, Hymenochaetaceae. The transcript is spliced from 7 exons. Gene Ontology annotation, cellular component: synaptonemal complex. Bases 1 to 420 code for a protein of 139 amino acids. Gene Ontology annotation, molecular function: ubiquitin protein ligase activity.
AUGGAUUUGGACCUGAAAUGCAACAAUCUGUCUUGUAGGAAGACUUUGACGGACAAGGCUGUUGUGGUAAGCAUGGAAACCUCCGUCCACCACUGCGCCAAUGAGCUAUUCACGUCUGCGCAGCUAUGUCCAGCCUGCGAGACCCACUUGUCCGAACCCGAUGAUGUUGUGGUCUCAUCAUUACAUCCAUCCAAUGACUAUAAAACGUCUGUCCUAUCGGGUCUCGGGCCUUCGCUCAUCCUUGAAAUAUGCGGAAGAGCUAUGUCAUUCUGGCAGUACCAAACACAUCAAGAAUACUCGUUUCAGCAAGCUGUUCUGAAGAAUAUGAACGAACGGAAUGCUCAACUACAGAAACAGCUUGAUAACGUCAUUCGAGAAGGUCUUAUCCUGCAUAUAUGCUAUCUUCCUGAAUCGAUCUGA